GCUCCGCCGCCCGCUCGGGCACCGCGCCAGGAUGGGCCACACUUCCGCCGCCGCUUCCUCUUCCGUGCCCGCGCUCGGGCUCACCAAGGCCAACGCCGUCGAGCUGCCCCAGGUCACCUUCACCGGCAAAGACACCGACUUCUCCGCCUGGACGGGCGACAUCCUGGCCGUCGCGGUCACGGAGAAGGACCUGUCCAAAGGGCCGGACUCCAAGUUCGAGAACGCCGCGCUGAAGAAGCUGGACGAGCAGCUGGGCGGCCUCCUCUCAGACGCCUCCGCCGAGGAGGACUUCACGGGCAAAUCCGGGCAGUCGGUGGUGCUCCGCCUCUCCGGGCAGGGGUUCAAGAGGCUGGGCCUGAUCGGGCUCGGCCAGACCGCCCCGUCCACCGCCCUGGCCUGCCGCGGCAUCGGGGAGUCCGUCGCUUCGCUUGCCAAGUCCGCUCAGGCUGCCAGCGUCGCCAUCGUUCUUGCUGGGAUCCAGGAGGAGUUCAAGCUGAAUGCGGCCGCGUCCAUCGCUUCCGGAACUGUGCUGGGGUUGCACGAGGACAGCAGGUUCAAGGCUGAGGCGAAGAAGGUGCAUCUGAAGCAAGUCGAUCUUAUUGGACUGGGUUCCGGUCCGGAGGUGGACCAGAAACUCAAGUAUGCCAAUGAUCUUUGCUCGGGCGUGAUAUUCGGGAAAGAGCUUGUCAAUGCGCCUGCAAAUGUCCUCACCCCUGCUGUGCUUGCGGAGGAGGCAGCAAAGAUUGCUUCUACAUACAGUGAUGUAUUCACUGCCACCAUACUAGAUGAGGAGAAAUGCCAAGAGCUAAAGAUGGGCUCCUACUUGGGAGUUGCUGCAGCUUCUGCAAACCCUCCUCGCUUUAUCCACUUGUGCUACAAACCCGUUGGUGGUAAUGUCAAGAGAAAGCUGGCUAUUGUUGGGAAGGGUCUAACUUUUGACAGUGGCGGCUACAACAUCAAGACUGGACCAGGCUGCAGUAUCGAACUGAUGAAGUUUGACAUGGGAGGCUCUGCUGCAGUAUUUGGUGCAGCAAAAGCUUUGGCCCAAAUCAAGCCUCCUGGAGUAGAGGUUCAUUUUAUUGUUGCUGCCUGUGAAAAUAUGAUUAGUGGGACAGGAAUGAGACCUGGUGACAUUUUGACUGCCUCUAACGGAAAAACAAUCGAGGUAAAUAACACUGAUGCAGAAGGAAGGCUUACACUUGCUGAUGCUUUGGUCUACGCUUGUAAUCAAGGUGUUGACAAGGUUGUUGAUCUGGCAACACUAACCGGUGCCUGUGUUGUUGCACUUGGGCCUAGCAUUGCUGGAAUCUUCACACCGAGUGAUGAACUAGCCAAGGAAAUCACUGCUGCAUCUGAGAUAUCAGGGGAGAAGUUCUGGAGAUUGCCAAUGGAAGAGAGCUACUGGGAAGGGAUGAAGUCCGGUGUGGCUGACAUGGUCAACACCGGCGGCCGACAGGGUGGUUCUAUCACCGCUGCCCUCUUCCUGAAACAGUUUGUCGACGAGAAGGUCCAGUGGAUGCAUAUCGACAUGGCGGGGCCGGUAUGGAGCGACAAGAAGAAGACAGGCACUGGAUUCGGCGUGUCCACCUUGGUGGAGUGGGUUGUCAAGAACUCGUCCUGAAUCAACAUUUCCCGUGAUUUCCAUUGGUGGUGACACCACACAGAGGAGAAGAAAACUGAGCAGUGUUCAUCCAAAUACCAGGGAAAUGAUUUUAGUGGCUUCUGGCAUGUGAAGUGGAGCGAUAGAAUAAGGAAAGGAUAAUGGUGGGAAAUAAAACAGCAUGUUGUUGAAC
This is a messenger RNA of Lolium rigidum, 1793 nucleotides long. RefSeq names its product leucine aminopeptidase 2, chloroplastic. Gene Ontology annotation, cellular component: cytoplasm. Gene Ontology annotation, molecular function: metalloaminopeptidase activity; manganese ion binding. The record is from RefSeq and is a predicted model, not a curated record. Lineage: Eukaryota; Viridiplantae; Streptophyta; Magnoliopsida; Poales; Poaceae. Gene Ontology annotation, biological process: proteolysis.